This is a messenger RNA of Grosmannia clavigera kw1407, 1305 nucleotides long. RefSeq lists its product as uncharacterized. Gene Ontology annotation, biological process: polysaccharide biosynthetic process. Gene Ontology annotation, molecular function: acyltransferase activity, transferring groups other than amino-acyl groups. Gene Ontology annotation, cellular component: membrane. The record is from RefSeq and is a predicted model, not a curated record. NCBI's taxonomy places the organism in Eukaryota, Fungi, Ascomycota, Sordariomycetes, Ophiostomatales, Ophiostomataceae. Bases 1 to 1305 code for a protein of 434 amino acids. The transcript is spliced from 3 exons.
AUGGCUAUAGGAAAGGAAGGAAACGUCAAGUGGGUUGAUGGCCUACGCGGUCUCGCCUCUGCCACAGUCGUGUUGACGCACUUGACCCGCGCCUUCGACCUGCUAGCAUUCGACUCGACUGGAGCCGAGGGCGAACGCCCACGCUUCAUACAAUGGCCUUUCGUUCGCGUCUUCACACAGGGCCGUAUUGGCGUCACCAUCUUCGCCAUGGUUACCGGCUACGUCUGCGCCCUCAAACCCAUUAAGCUCUGCCGCCAGGGCAAUCAGGAAGCAGCCUUCAAGUCUAUGGGCAAGUCGGCCCUUCGUCGUGUACCACGCCUUAUUCUACCCGCUGGCAUCGCCACUAUAAUAAUAUGGUUUGCGUGCGAGAUGGGCGUCUUCCACGUUGCCAAACAUUGCGACAGCUGGUGGAUUCGUGAGACCGGUCCGUCUCCCGGAUUGAGUUUCGGUCAUGCUAUCCGAAGCCUGGUCAGCAACAUUGUCGGCACGUGGACAAACGGAGGCAACCAAUACGAUGCGAAUCAAUGGACAAUGCUGCCCCUGCUGAAAGGGAGCAUGGAGGUCUAUGUCUUUAUGCUGGCGACAGGCUACAUCCGGCCGCGGUAUCGCAUGAUGGCAGCUAUGGGCAUGUGGCUAUACUAUUACUUUGCCAAUGAUCCCACCUUUGGAAUGCAGUUUUUCUUUGGAAUCUUCCUCGCCGAGCUACAGAACCACCCGGCCGGCAACCAAUAUCUCGCUGACCACUCACGGCUGUGCAAAUUCUUGUCUCCUCUCUUCUUGACACUCGGCAUGCUCGUCGCCUCAUACCCUGAAGCCCAUCCCGAGUGGGUGCCUUGGGCCAAGUCCAUAUACGACAUCUUCAUGGUUAUUCUGCCAUACAACCCGGAUUUCCCUCGCUUUGGUACCGGCAUCGGCCUCCAGCUCAUCGCAAUCGGACUACAUUUCUCUCCCUCCACCCGCGAUGUCCUUUCAAACAGGGCUUUCUUGUGGUUGGGCAAGCAGUCCUUUGCCGUAUAUCUGCUACACGGCCCGCUCCUCCGCAGCAUGCUGGCUUGGAUGGUAUUCGGGUUCACGACGUUGCCCAACACGCAGGAUGAGAAGGGCGAGACCGUUGAGCAUUACACACCGUUUCCCGGAUACACUCACCUCUUAAUGGUGCUGCCGUUUUGGCUUCCCAUGAACUAUGCGGCCGCCGUUGCAUGGACAACAUACGUCGACCCCUGGUGCGCCACCCUCACGGAGAGAAUGGUCAACUACGUCAUGCGCGAAGACCAGGAGAAGCCGGAAGCACUACUCCCGGCGUGA